GGCUUCUCCCGAAAGAGCCACACAUUCCUGCCGAAGAUCUUUUUCCGCAAAAUGUCAUCCUCAGGGGCCAAGGAUAAGCCUGAGCUACAGUUUCCCUUCCUGUUGGACGAGGAGACGGUGGUCACGCUGCAUGAGUGCAAGACACUCUUCAUCCUGCGUGGCCUGCCGGGAAGCGGCAAGUCCACCCUGGCACGGGCCAUCGUGGACAAGUACCGGGAUGGCACCAAGAUGGUGUCUGCUGAUGCCUACAAGAUCACGCCUGGCACCACGGAAGACGUCUCCAAGGAGUACAAGCAGCUGGACGAGGACCUGGCUGCCUACUGCCGCAGGGACGUCAGAGUGCUUGUGCUAGACGACACCAACCAUGAUCGGAAGCGGCUGGAGCAGCUCUUUGACAUGGCUGACCAGUACCAGUACCAGGUGGUGCUAGUGGAGCCCAAGACGGCGUGGCGGCUGGACUGUGCCCAGCUCAAGGAGAAGAACCAGUGGCAGCUGUCAGCCGACGACCUGAAGAAGCUGAAGCCUGCGCUGGAGAAGGACUUCCUGCCACUCUACUUCGGCUGGUUCCUGACUAAGAAGAGUUCGGAGAUCCUCCGCAAGACUGGCCAGGCCUUCCUGGACGAGCUGGGGAACCACAAGGCUUUCAAGAAAGAGCUUCGACACUUUGUCUCUGACGAGCCCAGGGAGAAGAUUGACCUGGUUACCUACUUUGGGAAGAGACCCCCGGGGGUGCUGCACUGCACAACCAAGUUCUGUGACUACGGAAAGGCCGCAGGGGCAGACGAGUACGCCCAGCAGGAUGUGGUGAAGAAAUCAUACUGCAAAGCCUUCAAGCUGACCAUCUCCGCCCUCUUUGUGACGCCCAAGACGACUGGAGCCCGGGUGGAGCUGAGUGAGCAGGAGCUGCCAUUGUGGCCAAAUGAUGUGGACAAGCUGUCACCCUCUGACAACCUGCCUCGAGGGAGCCGCGCACACAUCACCCUGGGCUGUGCGAGUGAUGUGGAGGCUGUGCAGACAGGCCUUGACCUCCUCGAGAUUGUGCGGCAGGAGAAAGGGGGCAACCGAGGCGAGGAGGUGGGUGAGCUGCACCGGGGCAAGCUCUACUCGUUAGGCAACGGGCGCUGGCUGCUGCACCUACCCAAGAAGAUGGAGGUCAGAGCCAUCUUCACGGGAUACUACGGCAAGGGCAAGCCUGUGCCCACACAGAGCAGCCGGAAGGGGGGUGCCCUGCAGUCCUGCACUAUCUUCUGA
Elephantulus edwardii (Cape elephant shrew) is the source of this 1251-nucleotide messenger RNA. It is a transcript of the gene CNP, whose product is annotated as 2',3'-cyclic nucleotide 3' phosphodiesterase. Bases 52 to 1251 code for a protein of 399 amino acids. Lineage: Eukaryota; Metazoa; Chordata; Mammalia; Macroscelidea; Macroscelididae. Gene Ontology annotation, molecular function: 2',3'-cyclic-nucleotide 3'-phosphodiesterase activity. The record is from RefSeq and is a predicted model, not a curated record. Gene Ontology annotation, cellular component: cytoplasm; membrane. Gene Ontology annotation, biological process: cyclic nucleotide catabolic process. The transcript has 3 exons.